AUGGAUUUCGUAAAACGUCAGACACUCAAUCUGACGGUGCUCCAACGGCACGACCCAUCGAUUAUUGACAUUUGCGAUCAAUCGCCUCAUGCCGUCGUGUACAAGUUUAUACAGGAUAAGAACAGCUGGGACAAGAUGGGUGUAGAAGGCGUGUUGUUUCUUGUGAAAAGACAAACGGCACCAACAUAUGCUUUAUUCAUAUUGAACCGAUUGAGUAUGGACAACUUUUGUCUUUACUUGAGCGAUAUUCGUGACCUCAGCCUGGCAGAUGAAUUCCUGAUAUGCCAAACGAGUGAAGGAAAAGCGUGUGGUUUAUGGUUAUUCGAGGAAAAGGACAGACAGCGAUUUUUAGAUCGUAUAUUGCAAUUACGAAAGACAAUGGAUGCCAACCCUGUUCAAACACAAGUGGCAUUACCUACUGCCACAGCACCAUCGAGCGGACAAGUCGAUAUUCUCAAAUUAUUCGAGAAAGCAUCAAUUACCCCACAGCAGGCAUCGAUGCCAUCACAGGAACAGAAAACACAAGCAAACAACACUUCCGAUGCUCUUUUGUUGAAUAUGCUGCAAGCUGGACAUGAUGGGUCUGAACAACAACCGCCAAUGCCUCCACCGCCUCCGUUUUCACAUCAGCAACAGCAACCGCCAUUACAUCCUCCCCCACCGCCACCUCCUCCAGCACAACCUGCUGCAGCGUUUUUCAACGGCUAUAAUGGAUUUCCUCAUGGGUCUGAAGAAUUCCAUGACAGUGGCUUUCCUAACACAAGAAGUCAGCAACACCUUCCUGUUCCACCUCCUCCUCAGCAGCUGUUCAACCCGCAGUCAUCACCUAUGCAAUUUCCAUCUCAAUCGCUACCGCAACAACCUCCGGCUGCUGCACCAGCUGCUGCUGCUGUUAUCGGAGGUGCUGGCGAGCCAAACAAAUCGUAUUAUCCGUCAGCUGUACCACCUCAUCCUGCUGCAACCGCAUCGCCGCAAAAGGCUGCAUCUCUAUUGCAAGCAUUGCAAGGUGGUCCUCCACCUCCAGCCGUUCGUCAGUCGCCAAGAAUGUCUGAUCAGCAUCGACCUUGGCCACCAACUGGUGUCAUGUAUCCCUCACCACGACUAGGCGGAGCAGCGAAUGUUACACCGUCGCUGAUGCCGCAAUCCACAAUCAACCUGACACAGCCAGAAGUAGACAUGCGUUUCGCUGGUGAUGGCCGGCCUCUUCUUUCAAAACCGGAAUUCAUCCAACAGUUCCUUAACAUGGUUCAGAACGACACAUCAUUCUUAGAUACGUUAUAUGAACGAUACCGAAACAAACAAGCACCACAACCACCGCCGUUACAACCACCAAUGCCAAUGCCAAUGCCAUCAUCGUCAUUAUCAUCAUUCACAAACACAAACAACAGAGCAAUGCCCCCAUACCAGCCAAUGUGA
Molecule: messenger RNA, 1416 nt
Organism: Zychaea mexicana
Lineage: Eukaryota; Fungi; Mucoromycota; Mucoromycetes; Mucorales; Lichtheimiaceae
Exons: 6
Coding region: 1-1416 (471 amino acids)
Biological process (GO): positive regulation of catalytic activity; deadenylation-dependent decapping of nuclear-transcribed mRNA; deadenylation-independent decapping of nuclear-transcribed mRNA
Cellular component (GO): P-body
Molecular function (GO): enzyme activator activity; mRNA binding
Source: RefSeq, a predicted model, not a curated record